Molecule: messenger RNA, 6438 nt
Organism: Callithrix jacchus (white-tufted-ear marmoset)
Lineage: Eukaryota; Metazoa; Chordata; Mammalia; Primates; Cebidae
Gene: RHBDD1
Product: rhomboid domain containing 1
Biological process (GO): negative regulation of apoptotic process; cellular response to unfolded protein
Cellular component (GO): membrane; endoplasmic reticulum
Molecular function (GO): serine-type endopeptidase activity
Source: RefSeq, a predicted model, not a curated record
AGUUUCCGCGUUUGUUUGGUCCCGCUCCUGUCGUCUGUUCUGCGCGGCGUCUGUCGCGGUUUCCAGGGCUGCGGGCGCCGGCGGCCGGGCGGGGGCUACUGGGCGGAGGUCGGCGCCUCCCGAGGGGCCAGGGCGAGGGAGGCGUUACGGGGUUGGAGGUACAGCCUCCCGUCCCGGGCGAGUCCGAGAGCAAGGAGGGAGGGUGUUUCCUGGGGCAACUCCACUCGGGGUCCCGUCGACGUUGCCUCGUCUCCGCUGGACCGCUCGGGAACGACGUACUCACACUCGGAGGAAGGGGUUGGCUCUGAGCGAGUAUAACGUGUUCCUUUUGAAAGCAGGAAGUUUGAAGUGGCGUUGCAUCAGCAGCACAGCCUGCAGUUUCAGGUGCCCUCGGCACAACUUUCAGUUUCUCAGAACAAGCCUACCCCUCACCGCAGUAAUUAGGGGACAGAAAGUCCACCAAAGUAAACCCUUUCUGUCCAAACCCUAAAAACCUUUGGAUAGACCUUUGCAAGAAACGGAUCACAGGCUUGUUUUUCCAAACUGAGCAAACUCUGUUGAAGACUAAGUGUUACUGUCAAAAUGAAUGAUUGCCUGCUUAGUUAUGAUUCAAUUAUCGAGGUGUUUAGGUUUCUUUGCAAUACACGCAGACUUUUUUCCCCACCUUUGAAAUUGCUUGUUAGAAGCCUUUGAUUUCUCACAGUUGUGUGUCUUUUCCUGGAUGGCUCUAAUAAACUUUAAAGGCUUCUGAUUUGCUGCAGGCCUGGCAUCGCUGUGGAAAGCAAGCACUCCUUCGAAGGAGAAUAGAAGUGCAUCGGUUUCUAAAUAGUCCCAGGACUCUAGCAUCAGCAUCACUUGGGAACUUCUUGGAAAUGCACAUUUUGGGAUCUUACCCCAAACUUACUGAAUCAAAAAUAUAUUUUAACAAGGCUUUCAGUUGUCUGGAUGCUAAAGUUUGAGACUUACUGGAGUAGUGAUAACACCCAUUGUGGAGUCACAUAUAAUGGAAUUUGAAUUGAAGUAAUUCCCACAUGGAGAAACUUGGACAUGUUACCUUAUAGGGCUGUAAUAUGAAAAUGCAAGAAAAAUGUUUAAUGCUUAGUAUUUUGUUUACCUCAUGGUUCUCAACUCUGUGUAGUCCAGGUCGUUGGAGGCAGGAUGUUGAAAGUUAUAGCAGUACAUACUCUAUUGUAGUAUUUUUAAGAAUAGCGUUAGUAUUCAUGUUGAAGAGUAGUUUUUGGUUCUUUGGCCCCCUGAUCUCUUCAGUUUUAUUUAUUUAUUUGGAGACAGUCUUCCUUUGCCGCCCAGGCUGGAGAGCAAGGGCCCGAUUUCGACUCACUGCAACCUCUGCCUCCCAGGUACAAGCGAUUCCCCUGCCUCAGCCUCCGGAGUAGCUGGGAUUACAGGUUCAGCUGUGUGUUCAUCUCUCCGGAUACCUAAAACCUGACCACCUGACCGCGUUUUCCCGUUGCUGAGCCAUUUCCCUGAUACCUGGCCAUGCAGCGGAGAUCAAGAGGAAUAAAUGCCGGACUUAUUCUGCUUCUUUCUCAAAUCUUCCAUGUUGGGAUCAACAACAUUCCACCUGUCACCCUAGCAACUUUGGCCCUCAACAUCUGGUUCUUCUUGAAUCCUCUGAAGUCACUAUAUAGCUCCUGCCUUAGCGUGGAGAAGUGUUACCAGCAAAACGACUGGCAGCGAUUACUGCUCUCUCCCUUUCACCAUGCUGAUGAUUGGCAUUUAUAUUUCAAUAUGGCAUCCAUGCUCUGGAAAGGAAUAAAUCUAGAAAAAAGAUUGGGAAGUAGAUGGUUUGUCUGUGUUAUCACCACAUUUUCCAUACUUACUGGAGUGGUAUACCUGCUCUUGCAAUUUGCUGUUGCCGAAUUUAUGGAUGAACCUGACUUCAAAAGGAGCUGUGCUGUAGGGUUCUCAGGAGUUUUGUUUGCUUUGAAAGUUCUUAACAACCAUUAUUGCCCUGGAGGCUUUGUCAACGUCUUGGGCUUUCCUGUACCAAACAGAUUUGCUUGCUGGGUCGAACUUGUGGCUAUUCAUUUAUGCUCACCAGGGACUUCCUUCGCUGGGCAUCUGGCUGGGAUUCUUGUUGGACUAAUGUACACUCAAGGGCCUCUGAAGAAAAUCAUGGAAGCAUGUGCAGGCAUUUUUUCCUCCAAUGCUGGUUACCCAGGACAGCAAUACUACUUUAAUAGUUCAGGCAGCUCUGGAUAUCAGGAUUAUUAUCCAUAUGGCAGCCCAGGUCACUCUGAAGAAGCACCCAGGAACUAUGACGCGUACACAGCAGGACUGAGUGAAGAAGAACAGCUUGAGAGAGCAUUACGAGCCAGCCUCUGGGACCGAGGAAAUACCAGAAAUAGCCCACCACCCUAUGGGUUUCGUCUCUCAGCAGAAGAAGAAAUGAGGAGACAGCGGCUUCACAGAUUCGAUGGCCAUUGAGGUGGCAUCUUGGGAAGACAUGGUUUUUUCAUGUAAUUAUUGUCCAUUUGGUUCAUUCUGCAAGCCCCUAAUUCAUUUUAAACAAAAGCAGAGUGUACUGGUAUUGCCCUGGAUCGCUCACGUCUGCAUGGGACAGUCCUUCCAUGACCCCUCUGAUUUAGCUCACAUCUUGGUGGGUGUGGGCUCACACAGGUCACUUCCUCACUAAGGGACCAGUUUCCACGCUCCCUUCUCUCACCACUGACUCAGCAAUGCCUCUGCCUUGCUCUGCUUUUGAAAACUGUGACCUUCACCAGGAGAUUUUACUUUCACCGAGCAGAAGAUGAGUCCCUCAUCCUGCCUGGAGUGCCCUGUGUUUGACUUGGCAGUGGGUGCAGAGCCAUCUCCCCAUCCUCCUAGUGCGUCGCCUCUGCAGCUGUCCAGGAACAGGAUGUGGCUGCCUUGGCCGCGUGUCCUCCUACUCUCCCCACCCUGGCACCUCAGCUCCUCGGCUCCUCCGGCCCCUGCAUCUGACUGCUCUUUGCAGGGCCUUUGCUUUGCUUUGGUAUUGCUCUGCCUUUAUAGAAAGUCUUAUGGAAGAAGUGUAAGACAGACCUAAGAUGGGAAGACCCCUACACACACCAUUAGUAUCACGUGACACCAGCAGUGUAGGUUCCCAGCCACCCCCCAGUGGCAGCUUGUGUGCCCAGGAGACAGGACGUGUCAUUUAUGAAUCAGCAAAGUAGCAGCAGAUGCCACAUACAGAGUAGAGUGAAGGCAUUCGGUGGACCGGUCACUAGAGAUCUAUCUUGCAGAAAGUAUGUUUUUCCUCGUCAAAGUGCCUCUUAAUUGGCCACUGUACCAGCCACUUGUCCUAGCCAAAUGUCCAAAACACGACCUUGGGCCCCACAACAUUACAAUCCACAGAUUGUCUAAGUCAUUUGAGUUUUUUCAUGGUGCUUGUGUUCCAUGAAUAAAAGGGCAAAGUCAAAAGAUCACUGAUGUCUUACUGUCACAGAGAUAUUUUAAAAGAGAGAGGCAGAGGCUGGGCACGGGGGCUCAUGCCUGUAAUCCCAGCACUUUGGGAGGCAGAGGCGGGCAGGAUUCGAGACCAGCUUGGCCAACCUGGUGAAACCCCGUCUCUACUAAAAAUUCAAAAAUUAGCCAAACAUGGUUGCACAUGCCUAUAAUCUCAGCUACACAGGAGGCUGAGGCAGGAGAAUUGCUUGAACCCAGGAAACUUGCAGUGAGCUGAGAUUGCACCACUGCACUCCAGCCUGACUGCCAGAGCAAGACUGUCUCAAAAAAAAAAAAAAAAAAAAAAAAGAGAGAAAGAAGCAGGAAAGGAUCUUCCUUUUUUAAUCUAUAGUUAUAUAGUUUUCUGAUUAUGCACAUAACAGAUAUGCCUUCCAUAUGCAUAAAGCAAACAUCUGGAAAGAAAUAUACCCAAAUGUUAGUGGGGACUAUCUUUGGGAGGGGAAUACAUGGGAUUUUGCUUUCUUCUUUUUUAUAAUUUUAUAUUCCUGUCUUUGAAAAAUGUGUAUACAUGUGUGUGUGUUACUUUUACAAUCAGGGAGAUGUAUUUAUAUAAUAAUAAGAAAUAUGCAGUCAGAAAAACAGACUUCAAAAUAAAUACUAUGUGUCCAUUGAGAAAAUUCACAAUAUAAACAGAAAUACAAAUAAACAGGCACACAAUUUUAAAGUCACCUGUAACCCUACCCCUAGAGGUACCUAGGAUUAACAUUUUGGCGGUAUUGUCUUCUCAAUUUUUCUCUUUGUAUAUUCAGAAAAUUUGGAGCAUACUGACUACACAGUUUUGUAUCCAGAUCCAAUCUGAAUUUCCCCAAAGAGGCCUUGGCACUUGCAUAUAAAUGAGCUGAGAAAACCACUGGAGCCUUAGGAGCUCUUUGGCCUCCUGGCUGGCCCAGUAAUACCUGAGCCCCUUUAGUUAAUUUAUAACUGACGUAAAACUGCAUCUUGUUUAUAAUACAAAUUGUACCUGUGAGUCUGGAAGCUUUAAGUGUGUUUAAAUUAAAAUAUUCAAGCGAAAUGUUAUUCCUCUCUCCCAAAUUCUGUAAGUUUGACUCCUGUUACCUCAAUUAGAAGUUACUUCUUUGUUGCAUGCCACUUUUAUAGCAUGUGGUAAUUCUGCUGUGACACUUACAUCUUACCUGAUUAUUAUCUGUGCACAGAUCACAGAGGUGUGCCUUCUACAUGAGAACAUGGAUUCUGAAUGACUCUGUGAUGAGGCCUGAGUCUCAGGUACCUUUUCACCCUCUCCCCGUCUCCCCUUUCCAAACCCAAAGGCUCACAGUUGGUGCUCAUUAAAUGUCAGUGUUUCACCAAAGUAUUUUUUCCAAUAGUUGUAUUAAGAGUCCAAUCACUGUAUAUGGAAGUUUUAUUUUAUUUUUUUACAUCACGUGAGUCCUCUUCCUUGCUCUGUUUGACUUGUGAGAUACAAAGACACAGGAUUAGAUUUUGGGUGGUAAACUUGUGAUAUGCUCGUCUUCUUUAUUUGUGGAGUGGAACGUCUUAGUGAUGUGAGAAAGGCCAUUUAGUCAUAAAUGUACACCAGUUAUUUUAGCACAACAAUGAAGGUGUUCUGGAAAUAGUUAUAAUUAUUUUCAGUUAGUAGACCUGCCCGUAACAAGUCCUUAUUGUUUGGAAUGUCCAUUUUAUGUUUUUUCCUCUGCAAUAAGGAAUCCCUAAAGUUAUGCUAACAAAUGGGAAUUGGAUUGAGAAAGACAAAAGCAAGUGAGCAAAUGUAUUAGGCUAAUGAUCUCUAAUAGGGAAUAAGCACUUAGAGCUGAUUUUUGAAUUUGAUUUAUUUAAUAGUAGUUCCCUGAUUGUCUGUUAAGCCCUUGGUUCCCACAGUUUGGUGUGAUCAGUCAACCUAAGAGACCUCUUUAUGCAGAAUCUUUACUUGGUUCUGAAGAGGAGGGAGUAGUUACAAUGGCUUCCUCUUAAUGACUCUGAAUGUAUUGCCUGUAUUGCCUGUGAUUCCAAAGUUGUACAGAAUUGUUCAAACCUCCUCCAUCCUUUUAAAUUGCCUGCUGCAGUAAAUAACUAGUUUGAGGAAAACUAGAGCCAGUCUACAUAUUUGGCACAUGUUCUGCUGCCUGGGGAGUAAGUAAGCUAAAGGGAUGAGAAAGACCACCUCCCCCUACCCUGAAAAUUGGACUGCAAGGCAGGAUAGGAAUUGGAUAGCUGGCAACCUGGCCUCCUUGUUCCCAGUCUUAGUUUUACUUGAGAGAUUUAGUAUUCAGUAAAGAAUAGUAUUCAAUUAGUUGUUAAAAAAAACAAAAACUGUUACUUCUUCCUUUCCCUUUCCAUGAAUCAUUGCAGUCAUUCCCUAAGUUUCGUCUCCUCCUUUUUUUUUUUUUCAUGGCUGCUAGUAUUUCAUUGUAGAAUCACAAACUCUGAGCUGAGAGAGUCUCACUAUCUCACUUAUUUGCUCUGUUCGAUACUUGUAAUACCUCCUCACUCAAAAUUCUACAUAACUCUGCCAGCUUUGUCUUCCAAAAUUCACUUACAUGGUGCCACUCAUCAUCGCAAAUACCUUUUAUUGGCUUUCUGCUGCCAAAAGAUAAAGGUCAAAGUCCUUAGCCUCAAAAGUGGACUCUAACCAGCCUUUGGACCUCAGCCCCAUUUAUCCCUCACAGAGGCUGGUAACUAGUCUCACUGCUCAGGCUGUGAGUGUUCCUGAUCUUGUGAUAUUCUGUGCUGUGCUUUUACAUGGAACAGCCCUUUCCUCUCUCUUGGCCCGUAUCCAGAUCCUCCUCAUCCAGCCCCCAUCUUAAUCCUGUAGCAGACACAACCACAUCUACACAGUUUCCACGUACCACGUGGAAUUGCUGGUUAUGCUGCAGUGAGAGAAUGUUUUUGUCUUUAGAUUGUAAGCUUCAUGAGGGCAGGGACCAUGACUGUUUCUCUCUCUCUCCUCACAGCGCCUUGAGCAGUGCCUUAUCUCGAACGUCAGAACCAAUAAAUACUUGUGGAUUGAAACAAAAA